Molecule: messenger RNA, 2000 nt
Organism: Scleropages formosus (Asian bonytongue)
Lineage: Eukaryota; Metazoa; Chordata; Actinopteri; Osteoglossiformes; Osteoglossidae
Gene: pfkfb1
Product: 6-phosphofructo-2-kinase/fructose-2,6-biphosphatase 1
Exons: 14
Coding region: 76-1488 (470 amino acids)
Biological process (GO): fructose metabolic process; fructose 2,6-bisphosphate metabolic process
Cellular component (GO): 6-phosphofructo-2-kinase/fructose-2,6-biphosphatase complex; cytosol
Molecular function (GO): ATP binding; 6-phosphofructo-2-kinase activity; fructose-2,6-bisphosphate 2-phosphatase activity
Source: RefSeq, a predicted model, not a curated record
UCCCUGUUUUGUGUCAGUCACUCACAUGUGUUCACGGGUAGUACAGCACACUUGGCCAUAGCUGUUGAACAGAAGAUGUCUAAAGACCAGGCAGAGCUGACCCAGACUCCCCUGCUGAAGAUCUGGGUGCCAUGGAUGAGUAGCUCUCUGAGUCGGAGAAGGGGUUCCUCAGUUCCUCAGUUCACCAAUUCUCCUACUCUCAUCGUGAUGGUGGGGCUACCAGCACGAGGGAAGACCUACAUCUCUAAGAAGCUCACCCGUUACCUCAACUGGAUCGGAGUCCCCACAAAAGUGUUCAACCUGGGUCAGUAUCGCAGGGAGGCAGUUCAGGCCUACAAGACCUUUGAGUUCUUCCUUCCUGAUAAUGAAGAGGCCAUGAAGAUACGCAAAGCCUGUGCCAUUACAGCCCUGAAAGACAUCCACCAUUACUUCACUCAGGAACAGGGGCAAGUGGCGGUGUUUGAUGCCACCAACACCACACGCGAUAGGCGUGCAGACAUCCUGUGCUUUGCUAAGGAGAGUGGCUACAAGGUUUUCUUUGUGGAAUCGAUUUGUGAUGAUCCUGACAUCAUAGAGGCAAAUAUAAUGGAAGUGAAACUCAGCAGUCCAGACUACCAAGACUGUGACAAGGAAGAGGCGCUGGUAGACUUCUUGAAACGCAUUGAAUGCUACAAGAUGUCCUAUGUCCCCUUGGACGAUGAGAUGGACAGGAAUCUGUCCUACAUUAAGAUUUUUAACGUGGGCUUCCGAUACCUGGUGAAUCGUGUGCAGGAUCAUAUCCAAAGCCGCAUCGUCUAUUAUCUAAUGAACAUUCAUGUGACGCCCCGCUCCAUCUAUUUGUGUCGGCAUGGAGAGAGUGAGCUCAACCUUCUGGGACGCAUUGGAGGGGACUCUGGUCUUUCCCCUCGGGGCAACAAGUUUGCCUGCACCCUGGCAGGAUUCAUCCAGAGCCAGUGCAUCCGAAACCUUAAAGUGUGGACAAGCCACAUGAAGAGGACCAUCCAGACCGCUGAAGCACUAGGUGUGGCAUACGAGCAGUGGAAGGCGCUCAACGAGAUUGAUGCAGGGGUGUGCGAGGAGUUGACAUACGAGGAGAUACAGGAACACUACCCAGAGGAGUUUGCACUGAGAGACCAGGACAAGUACCGCUAUCGCUACCCCAAGGGUGAGUCCUAUGAGGACCUUGUGCACCGUCUGGAGCCAGUUAUCAUGGAGCUGGAGAGGCAGGAAAACGUACUGGUGGUGUGUCACCAGGCGGUGAUGCGUUGCCUGCUGGCCUACUUCUUGGACAAGAGUGCAGAGGAGCUCCCUUACCUCAAGUGCCCUCUCCACACGGUGCUUAAACUCACACCUGUGGCAUACGGUUGUAAAGUGGAGUCUGUCUUCUUGAACGUGGAAGCUGUCAACACGCACAGAGACAGGCCUGUGAAUGUGGACGUCUCAAGGGAUCCUCAGGAUGCUCUCCUGACAGUCCCAGAACACAUAUAAAGAGGCAAGAAGAGGACAUUGACAGGCUCUGGAAAAAUCCUACAGCUCUCCUAAGUUUUACAGUAUGUUUUGGUUUAUUGUUUUUAAACUGUAUCAUGGCUGAAACUGCAGUCCAUGCCUAUGCAUAUGUGAAGUGGAGGAGGAACUGUCUUAUGGUGUAUCAUAAUUACUUGUUGGUAGUUGUGUUACGUCCAGAUAUUUUUGAAAGGACUUACAGUUUUAGGAAGAAACCUUAUUUCUCGUGCCACCAUCAGGGCACCGGUGGAAACUUGAUGCAGCCUAAAAGGUUCUACUGCCCUUGUUCCUAAAAUGCCACAGAGGGUAAUUUGGCUCUGCUUAAUGUUAGUAUUUUGUUUACUUAAUGCUUUUGUCAAAAGUGGCUUAAAAUUCUUCCCAUUUGUACAGCAAUAUUUUUACUAGAGCAAGUCAGAUUCAUUGUCACACUCAAGGAUACUACAACAAUGCACUUUAUACGACUUAAACCAGCAACCAUUGGGUAUAAUCCCCACAUC